This is a messenger RNA of Durio zibethinus, 3032 nucleotides long. NCBI's taxonomy places the organism in Eukaryota, Viridiplantae, Streptophyta, Magnoliopsida, Malvales, Malvaceae. The record is from RefSeq and is a predicted model, not a curated record.
AAAAUUAAUAAAAUUUGGAACGCUAGGAAAUUGGGACUAUAAAUAUAUCAGAAGUAGACGGAAGAGCAAGUGUGAUUUUAAACCCCGAACCUUCCUCUCGACGUUCUACCGAUAGUAUCUUUUAUUAGCACAUAUCAUCUGAUAAUGGAAGAAGUGCAGUGGAUAGUCGGUCGAUGGAUAUUAAUCGACGACUGAGGAAAUUCACAUGGAGGAUCGAGAAUUUCUCGAGUAUUGAAGACAAGAAGCUCUACUCCAACAAUUUCGAUGUCGGUGACACUAGAUGGCGACUUCUUAUCUUUCCCAAGGGGAACCGUGCGGAUUAUUUAUCAAUUUAUGUAGACGUUGCAGAUUCAGCAACUUUGCCUUGCGGAUGGAGUAGGUAUGCACAAUUCAGAUUAGCUGUCGUCAACCAAAUUGAUCGUAAAAGUUCUAUUACAAAAGUCGCUCGGCAUGAGUUUAACGCAAAGGAGAAUGAUCGGGGCUUCACUAGAUUCUUACCUCUCAGUGAAUUGCACGACCCUAAGAAAGGCUACCUAAUGGAUGAUGCAUGCUUAGUUGAAGCCGACAUUUCGACUGAUGGGACUAUUGAUUGGGAGUCGCAUGAAUUUAUAGUUGAAGCUCGUUCCGAUGAACUCAAGUGUAUGGAAGCUGAUUGUGGUAAGGCAGAAAUAGACAGCCAGAAAACUUUAGUAACAAAACCAGAAGAAACCACAACUCCUUCACCAGCUAUUCUUGCAGCUCCUAUUGUCGCAUCUUCUCCAGGGCAAGAUAAGGCAAAUUCUACCGGCCAAAACUUGCCAACUGCUCAGUCUUCUUCCCAGAGUGAGACCAUUGAACCUGAAGACCCUAGUGGGAAAGAUAUGGACUCAUUCUUUACUAGCUUAGAGUCUAAGCUUGCACUCUCUAACACUGUUUCUUCUGAAGAAGAAGCAAAGGAAGCUCUGGCCAAAAUAGAGAAAGCCUUGAAUAUGGACCCUGCUAAUUUUUAUGAUUCAGGGGAGUUUUCUCCACUUAAUCAAGCAUUCAAGAUCCUAUCUAAUUUUGAUUGUUCAUCUACUCUUACAAUUGAGCAAAAAAAUCAGUUGUUGGCCAUGGAGGAAAACUUUAAAGAACUACCUGACCGAGCAGCAAAAGCGGUGCAGGACAAGAAUCUCGUUACUGAGAAGGAAUCUGUCAAGCUGACCCUUACUCGUAAUUUGGAGCGUAGUGUAAUCAAAUUCAAAGAGGCCAAGGCGGAGGUGAAACAAGUGGAGCAAAAAAUUGCUGCCCUCCAUGAGCAAGUUGAUGAGGCACAAAAGAAGAGGGAGAAUAUCUUGGCUGAGCUGAAGCAAAUUUUUAAAAUUUCCAAGGAAUUGAAAAUGGAGCUGGAAGCACUGGAAAAGCAAUGGCCAGAGUAUGAGGCCAAGGCCAAGCUUGCUGAGGAGGAGGAGAAGACUGUUGAGGCAGAAUGGGGUAGAAUGAAAGAUUUCAUUUCUUCUAUGUGCAGCUUUGCUACUACUGCUCCUGGUACAACCAAUUAUUUGUCAGAUAAAACUGAUAAGGAGAACACUCUGAACGGGAUCUUCAGGAUAUCUGAAAUAUCCUGUCCUGUAUCCACUUCGACAUCAGCUGGAAGCAUCUUCAAGUUUGGUGCCUCGGAAAACGGUUCUACUUUGAAUAAUGGGUCAGUUGCUUCAAGUCCUUUUUCUUUCUCUUCGCUCAUGCCAUCUCUAGUCUCCAAUAAUGGUCAAUGUUCAUCCAGUAGCUCUACCAACUAUAUGUCCUUCACCACCAAUAGUGACACUUUAGCUGCUGCCACCACUUCCACAAAUUCCAAUGUCAAUGCCGCUAGUACUACCGCCUCUACGGAGGCCUCAGUCUCUUCCUUUACAGCUGCAACUGUUUUCAAAUUUGCAUCAUCUGGGGACCCAUCAGCUUCAGUUUCAACAUUAUCAGCAACUUCAGGAGAAGCAACUGAAGCUAAGACCCAGGAUACAAGCUCCGGCAAUGUACCCAUUAUUCCUUUUGGUAGUACAUCCGCUUUUCCUACCUCUGGAAGUAAUAUUAUUUGUGGUACAUCUGCAGUUACAGGCACUGUGAGCAGCACUUCUGGUUGUACAACAGCUGUAGUCACAAGCUUUGGAAACAGCAGUUUCAGUGGUACAUCGUCCAAUAUCACAAACUCCAGAAGUGGCUUCGUCAGCAGCACAUUUUCCACAGGGACAAACCCGGGCAAUGGUAUCUUUAGUGGUACAUCUGCAACUACGGACACAGGCAGUAGUGUUUUUGGUGGUACAUCUUUGUCAAUAGCUAGUACAGGAAGUAGUAUCUUUUCCUCUAUACCUGCAAUCACAAGCACAGGAAGCAACCUUUUUUUGUUGCAGCGUCCCCAUCAGUAGCAAGUUCUUUCCAAUUUGGAGGCCAACCAAGCGUAGUCACACGGCCCAUACCACCUAAUCCAUCUCCUUUUGAGGCUUCUGGUAGUCUGGAAUUUGGUGCUGGAGGGAGCUUCUCAUUGGGCAGCGGUGGCCGUUACAAGUCUGCUAUAAAAUAUGUGAGGGUCCGCAGGCAACGGAAGAAGUAAAAAGGUCUGGUUACGAUGGGGAACUGUUUCAUGUGGGAGAUUCUUGUGAUUGAUUGAAUAAUUAUUAAAGGGAGAGGAGAACACCGGCUGAUUGUCGCUUUAUGUGGUAGCCAUCUGAAAUUGUUUAGUACCGGCAGAAGGAUUGACUCGUCACUUCGAACUUGAAAAUUGGUGCUGAUUAUGCUUGGUCAUUUACAGUUUUCCUAUUUUCUUUGCGUUGCUGGCAGAAGCUUGUCACAAAUUUGUAUGCACUUUCCUAGUAACAUUUGAGAAAAGAAUUGUACUGUACGAGUAUAAUUAGCUGAUAGAAUUUCAGGUUUGAACAAUUGUGCUUUUGACCCUGUACUGUUCACCCUUGUCAUUUGUAACAUUAAAAAAAAAAAAAGAAACAAUGAAAAUGGUUAUGAAUAUCACUUUUAGAGAGAACAUCUUGACCUCCUCUUCAGGAAAUAUCAUGAAUGAAAUUAUG